AUGUGUUCUCGAUUCUCGUGGGCCCUGCUGAUUGUGGGCAUGGCGUUGGCAAUCCAUCUGGCUAGCGGUGUGCCCAGUCCUAAGGCCAAAUCCGACAAACAGAAGCUGUUCCGGGUGGCUCGGGUCAGUCCAAUGGGCGUAAGUCGCCUUUUGAUGAUAGCCGUGACAGGAUAAUUGUUAAAAGAUCAUGUUUCUAAUAGUGUCUUAGGCUUGAUGACAUUUCAAAAUUUCAUCCCCGGAAUUUAAUGUUAUUGUUUAUGAACUUCAAACUGUUUUCUAUGAAUAACCAACCUGUCAUGACCAGGCUGUUUUGUUUUUAUUUUAUUCCUCUGACAAUAAAUACCAGGAUUCCAUCAGUUUCCUUAUGUGUCAUCUGACGUCGUCCAGUUCAUUUUCUUUACAGCAAAAUUUGCGCAAAGUUCAGGAACUUUAAUUUUGAUCCCUAAUCCCUUUAGAUGACAUUUCAGAGUUUCCCAUACUCUCUGGCAUACAUGCGAAUGAUGAGGCCGGCCCCAUCUUCGAUCCGACCAUUGGCCUCAUAUCAAUGGUUACAUAAGGCCGAGGCAGACAAUGAAUUGGCUGAAUUGAUCGAUUCCAUCGACGGACAAGCCAUUGGGGAUCGGGAGCGACGAUCAACAGGGCCAGUUUACAAAAGUAAGGAGGGUAAAUGUUAGUUAUCUUGAGUUGGCCCACCUCUUUCUAAAAUAAAGCUUUCCUAUGUAGCGCGCUUUAAAAGAAUUUAACGAUUCUUUCAGGAUAUGCAUGCCGUUUCAAGUUCUGUCGUAUUUUUGAUGCCUGA
Bursaphelenchus xylophilus (pine wood nematode) is the source of this 799-nucleotide messenger RNA. NCBI's taxonomy places the organism in Eukaryota, Metazoa, Nematoda, Chromadorea, Rhabditida, Aphelenchoididae. The record is from the annotation of a GenBank genome assembly.